Penicillium paradoxum is the source of this 1557-nucleotide messenger RNA. Its product is annotated as tetrahydrofolate synthase. Gene Ontology annotation, molecular function: ATP binding; tetrahydrofolylpolyglutamate synthase activity. The transcript is spliced from 3 exons. NCBI's taxonomy places the organism in Eukaryota, Fungi, Ascomycota, Eurotiomycetes, Eurotiales, Aspergillaceae. The record is from RefSeq and is a predicted model, not a curated record. The coding region runs from base 1 to 1557 and encodes 518 amino acids. Gene Ontology annotation, cellular component: cytosol; mitochondrion; cytoplasm. Gene Ontology annotation, biological process: tetrahydrofolylpolyglutamate biosynthetic process.
AUGACUCGAACAUAUGAGGCUGCAAUUGCCUCUUUGAAUUCACUGCAAACUAAUUAUGCGAUCGUGGAAGAGCUUCGGAAGUCGACCUCGAGGGAGGAUAUGAACGCCCGUUCCAUCCCCGAGACAGUGGAGUGGUUAGAGCGCAUUGGUUACAAGCCUUCCGAUCUCAAUCGCUUGAAUGCAGUUCACGUUGCCGGCAGCAAAGGCAAAGGCUCAACCUCCGCAUUCAUCUCCACCAUCCUCUCCCAAUAUACCAAGGAAGAGCCCAACCAACCUGCACCAAAACUCCACAAAAUUGGCCUUUAUACCUCUCCCCAUCUCCGAUUCGCACGUGAGCGCAUAAAGAUUGACAACGAACCAUUGUCCGAGGAACAAUUCGCGCGCUAUUUCUUCGAAGUAUGGGAUCGCCUUGAGCAGUCCGCCAAGGUGGCGGGCCAGGAUCCCACCGCACCGGGUACUAAGCCACAAUAUUUCCGUUAUUUGACCCUGAUGGCAUUCCACACCUACCUGAGCGAGGCUGUGGACGCCGCAGUGAUUGAAUGUGGAAUCGGUGGUCAAUAUGAUUGUACCAACGUCAUCCCACAGCCCAAGGUGACAGCGAUCACUAGUCUUGGAAUCGAUCACACUGCAAUGCUUGGAACUACGAUUGAACAGAUUGCCUGGCACAAGGGUGGCAUUAUCAAGCCUGGCGUGAAGGGCUUUGCGGCACCGCAGCCUACAAGCGCCGAGGAGGUUUUGCUUAAACGCGCUGAAGAGGCUGGAACUCAGCUGGACAUUGUGCGUGGCCAUUCUGAACUUCACCCCGAGAGCAGCAAGGUUGCUCUUGGACUGGCUGGAGAUUUCCAGUACACCAAUGCCUCGGUAGCAGUAGCAAGCGCGGCAGAGUUCUUGCACCGAGUUGGUGUUGAUGUUCCGGCGAAUAUCAUGGAGGGACCACUCCCGGCGAAGUUCAAGACCGGUCUUGAAGAAACCCGCCUAGGGGGCCGGUGCGAGACCCGAUUUGAGAACAAUGUCUCAUGGUACAUCGACGGUGGACAUACCUUGGAGAGUAUCCGUUUGGCUGGCCAGUGGUUUGCCUCGCGCAUUCUGGCCGAUUCGUCGUCAGAAGAUAUUGCCGCUCAGAAGACACGAAUCUUGAUUUUCAACCAGCAGACUCGUGAUAGCAAAGCGCUUGCUCGUGCUCUCCACGAGACCCUCGCCGCUGCCCUCGGACAUAACACCCCAUUCACACAUGCCCUAUUCUGCACCAACAUCACAUAUAAACAGGCAGGCUUCCGGCCCGAUCUCGUCAGCAUGAACACCAACGCUGACGAUCUUGAACUUCUCCGAGUGCAAAAGUCCCUCGCCGUCGAGUGGAAUGCUAUUGACCCCCAAGCUCAAACACAUGUCUUCGGUACCAUUGAGGAGGCUGUUGAUUUCGCGCGGGAACUCGCAGGCCAAGAACGCAAGACUCUGCAGAAGGAUGAAGCCCCAGUCAUGACUUUUGUCACAGGCAGUAUCCAUCUGGUUGGUGGAUUCCUUGACGUGGUGGAAACCAAGCCACCUAGCGAUGCCUAA